AUGGAUUCUCCAAUGCAUGUUGAUAGUACCGCUACGGCCAGCGGUGCGUCCCCGUGUGAGACGUUCCAGCUGCGAGCCUACCAGGCUGAAAUGGUUGAAGAGAGUAUGAAAGCCAACAUCAUCGUUGUCAUGGACACUGGCUCCGGGAAGACACACAUCGCCAUCGAACGAACACGAGCCGAGUUGGAGACGUGCCAACCCGACAAGCCAACUUGGAAGAUCGUGUGGUUUCUAGCCCCAACGGUUUCGCUGUGCGAACAGCAACAUGAAGUCUUUUUGUCCAACUUGCCCGGGUUUGGUCACCAAAUCCUUUGCGGAAGAGACGACAUCGAGUUUUGGACCACUCAGAGGCACUGGGAUAGUAUCUUGACCAACGUCCGCAUUGUUGUGUCAACUCAUCAGGUGCUCCUCGAGGCACUCACACAUGGAUUUGUCAAGCUCACCAAGCUGGCUUUGCUUAUAUUUGACGAAGCGCAUCAUUGUACCUUGAACCAUCCGGCGAAUCAGCUAAUGACUAAUUUCUACAUGCCUCAAUUGCACGACAACCGCAACUCAUUACCCAAAGUUCUAGGCUUGACUGCCAGCCCGGUCAUGAAAGCAGUAGCUACCAGGCAAGGUCUUGAGCUAAUUGAGCAAAACCUGCAUGCUACCGCGAAAACCCCGAAACUACACAGGUCUGAGCUAAUGCGAUACGUCCACCAGCCAGAACUAGUGCAGAUUGCGUACCCAUCAUCGCCUGCGGGUACACAUUACUCUCAGCUGCUCCUUGCGUUGCAGGAAGCGUAUGAAACUUAUAACUUGCAGAGAGAUCCAUACGUAAUUGCUUUGUUAGAUCAGCACAGCAAAGGUUACGAUGUUUCUCGGCAACUGAACAAGCUUUGGAGCAGUCGAAAGACAUAUUGCUACGACCAGCUCAAACAACUGAAGAACAAAGCUGAGGCCAUGGCAGAUGAACUGGGAACAUCUGUUAUGGAAGGUUACCUACGCCAAUGCAUAGCCACAUUUGAAAAAAUGGCCGGUAUCUUCGACCAGCAGCUGCUCGAUUUGUCUACCAACGAGAGGCAACAUCUUCUGAAUGUGUUCAAGAGGUUUCCUCUCCACAACCCUUCAUCGGUAUCUGAUGGGAUCUUGGAUAACUUGUCUCAGAAGGUUAACAUACUGGUUGAUACGUUAGUCGCCGAAGCUGAAGGCAACCCAGACUUCACAGGACUCGUAUUUGUCGAACAACGAGUAUGGGUAGCGUCUCUCGCCGAGAUCCUCACAUGCCACCCACGAACUAAACAUCUACUACGAGUGGGUACGUUCGUGGGCACAUCCCAGUCGUCGAAGCGUAAAUCCAACAUAUCCGUGUUCGCCGAACCCAAAAACCAACAAACUACACUAGAUGACUUCCGGGCUGGUAUCAUCAACCUUGUCUUGGCUACGAGUGUGCUAGAGGAAGGCAUUGACGUAUCCAGCUGUCAUCUCGUAAUAUGCUUUGAGCAGCCGAAAAACCUCAAAAGCUUUGUACAACGUCGUGGAAGAGCACGACAGCAGCGCUCACGUUAUCUCGUUUUCGUUCCAGACAACAGUAACGUACAGUCGGUCAAGUCGUGGCAGUCGCUUGAAGCUGAGAUGAGGAGAGCUUAUGAAGACGACAAACGGAAAGUCCGGCUGGCCCAAGAGCAAGAACAGGUUGACGAGUACGGUGAGCGUCAUCUCAGAAUUGAGAGUACCGGUGCCCUUUUGACUCUAGAAAACGCUUCACAGCAUCUUCACCACUUCUGUGCUCGCCUGGGCUCGGGUACUUAUGCCAAUAUCACACCCGAAUUUGACUUCACCCACGACCGUGGACAAAUUACGGCCAAAGUGACCCUUCCAAUCUCCGUUGAUCCUAAGGUGAGAACUGCUAGAAGCUUGAAGACUUGGGUAACAGAAAGAAUGGCGCAAAAGGAUGUUGCUUUUGAGGCCUAUAAAGCGCUGUAUCAUACGAAACUCGUGAACGACAACCUACUUCCUGUGCGAGAUGACGAAGAAGAUCAGAUGGCGCAAUACCAGGUUCGCGAGGACAGGCCUUCCAUGAUACCAGUUUCGCUGACAAUGGACCCUUGUUGCAUGAUGGCUAAAUAUCACGAGCUCAACCCCCAUACAUGGUACCGUACUCUGCUUGAGGUGAAGACGUCGGGAGAAGAGCCAAUGCGUAUGAUUCUGUUAACACCAGGUUUGAUGCCACCUACCCAAGUUUUUUUGCUACACUGGAAUGAGACGAAGCAAUACACAGUGACGAGCUCACAGCUACCUGGUACCACGUUGGACGAUGGAGAAAUACAAUUGCUGCGCACCAUAACGUGGAGGGUACUGCGCUCCGUAUUUGGAGGGUAUAUCAAAGACGAUGCGAAUGAUUUUCUUUAUCUAAUUGCCCCUUGCGGCCCAUCAGACUGCAUGAUGUCCGAGUCUGAGCUCCGCAAUUUUCACACAGCGACAGAGGGGCAUCGAUCGGUAUCGGAACUUCUGUUUGGAGGGUACGUUGAUCCCGCUACCUGGGGUCUAGUCACGCUACAAGGAGACAUGCGAAAGUUCAUGGGAAAGGCUAUUGUCCCGUCGCAAUUACAGGGACCUCUGAACAUAGAGGAGACUACGAUACAGGCUGUGCGCUUGCCGAAACGCCGGGACUUUCUUCACCCGGUCUCGGAGCAUGAUAACAAGAACGAGGCCUACACCAGGAUCGAAAAUCUGGUGGCUUCAGCAUGCACUGUCGAAAAUCUACCCGUAUCAUACGCCAUCUUCGGACUACUGUUUCCAUCGAUCGUACACAAGUUGGAAAUAUAUAUCGUUGCAGAUACUCUGAGAACAACGCUUUUGAACCCAGUUGAAGUCGACAACUUACACCUCCCAAUACUUGUCACCGCACUCACAUCAUCCGCCCUAAACGAGGGCAAUGACUACCAGAGGCUCGAGUUCCUUGGAGAUUGUAUACUAAAGUUUAUAGCAUCUCUCCACCUAAUGGCAGCGAAUCUCCAAAUGCCUGAGGGUAUGUUGACGGGCAAGAAGGGUAAACUUGUUAGCAACGGGUACCUAGCUCGCGCUACACUAGCUGCUGGCUUGGAUCAAUACAUCUUCCACAAGCGCUUCACGGGUGCAAAAUGGAGACCUAGAUAUAUUAGUCAGGUACUCGCCGAAUCAACACUACCUGAGAAGCAAGAGAAGUCGUCGAAGUUAAUAGCCGAUGUUAUUGAGUCGCUCAUUGGCGCCUCGUAUAUCAUUGGCGGUUUCCCGAAAGCUUUCGCCUGUGUGCAAACUCUCCUGCCUCUAGAGAGAUGGACGCCAUUAUCAGAGGCCAAAGACAUACUGUAUGACGCAGCCCCUCACCAAGACACUGUUAUGAGCCUUGGUCUGGUCGAGAAGUUGCUCGGUUACAAGUUCACCAACAAAGCAUUACUCCUGGAAGCACUGACUCAUGUCACAUUUCGCGGGCUAAACACCAACUGCUCUUAUGAGCGUCAUGAGUUUCUUGGGGACGCUGUACUGGACUACAUUGUUUCAAGGAGACUAUUUGCACACAAGCCCGAGCUUUCGCAUCGAAAGAUGCACGGCAUACGAACAGCAAUGGUCAACGCCUCUUUCCUCGCUUACAGCAUGUUCGAGACGACAGUCACAGACGAGUUGACUAACAAAGAUACAUUGGAGCCGGAAGUACAUCACCGAGCUCUAUGGCAGUUCCUUCGAUCCACGAGCAACGCACUUGUCGCUUCGCGAAUAGUUGCUACACAGCAGCAUGCCGAAGCUCGUGAGAUAAUUGCCACCGGCCUAAAGCAUGAUUCUCGUUUUCCUUGGCAUGCACUCUCGUUGACUGACCCACCAAAGUAUCUUUCAGACAUAGUAGAGAGCGUUAUUGGCGCCCUAUACAUUGAUAGCCACGGCUCUAUUGCCAUCUGCGAAGAGUUUGUUCGCCGUUUGGGAAUUAUAUCGUGCCUGGAACGUAUCCUACGUGAUGGUGUAGAUUGCCUACAUCCUAAGGAACGGUUGGGCAUUCUUGCUGUCGACAAGAGUGUCAAGUAUGCUCGAGUCACGAGCAACCUAAAGAGCGAAGGAGCGAGAGAUUCUGGUGUGCCGGAGAAAGGAUACAAGGUUCAGGUCAAGAUUGGGGGAAAAGACGUCGGUGGUGUAGUAGAGGGGGUGAAAAGGUUGCAAGCUGAGACUAUUGCCGCCUGGAAGGCCAUUGGCGUACUUGAAGGCCGAGAUACCGAGGAUGUGAAAAUGGUUGAAGAUGAAGAGGAGGAGAGCGAUGAGGAAUUCUUUGAUACUGAUGAGGGUGGCGGAGUUAUGCUAGAGGGCUUUUGAGUUUACAGCAGAUUCGCAAAUACUAGAUAAUCUACAAGUACCAUACCC
Molecule: messenger RNA, 4368 nt
Organism: Pyrenophora tritici-repentis Pt-1C-BFP
Lineage: Eukaryota; Fungi; Ascomycota; Dothideomycetes; Pleosporales; Pleosporaceae
Cellular component (GO): cytoplasm
Molecular function (GO): ATP binding; nucleic acid binding
Source: RefSeq, a predicted model, not a curated record